Messenger RNA from Panonychus citri (citrus red mite), 2802 nucleotides. RefSeq names its product dymeclin-like. The transcript has 8 exons. The record is from RefSeq and is a predicted model, not a curated record. Gene Ontology annotation, biological process: Golgi organization. Gene Ontology annotation, cellular component: Golgi apparatus. Lineage: Eukaryota; Metazoa; Arthropoda; Arachnida; Trombidiformes; Tetranychidae. The coding region runs from base 433 to 2478 and encodes 681 amino acids.
UUCUCUUUCUCUCCUUCUCCACGUCUCUUUUUCCAUCUGUUUUUUAUAUAAUCUUUUCACUUUUCUCUCAACCAUUUUCUCUGUUUUUUUUUAUUCUAAUUGUAACAAUUAACUGAUCAUCUUUUUUUUUAAAGUGAAAGAAUUGAUUGUCCAUCGAUAAUAUUUUCUACAAUCUAUUUGUGAUUAAAUCAAAUCUCCACCAACACCAAGGAAUCAAUUGGAAAUCAAUUUGUUUCUCUUGUUCUUUUUCUCUUUUGGUGACCGGUGGUGAUUCCCUUUUUUGGGUUAAACCCUCAAUUCUUUUGCAUAUGUACCAGUGUUUUGGUUGAUUCUUUACAUUGGAAUCUCUUUCUCUCUCUCUUUCUUUUGGAAAUCAAUUGUAUUCUUUUCUUUCUAAUUUAUUCUAAUUCACCCCCUUCUCUUAAUUAACUGAUGGGCAUCACACACAGUGCAUUGAAUAAUCUGAAAAGCAAUGAACAUCUCAGUAAAUUUGCUUCCAGUCAACAUAUUCCAGUUGAAGAUCCCUUUUGGGAUGAUAUGCUUGGUUUCUCCUUUAAUAGAACAAUCCGAACCUUAGAAGAAACCAAACUAUUGGAGGAACAGGUACUUCCUCUUCUGGAUUCACUUCUUAAUCACAAUUUAAGUUCAAAUAAUCUUGGUUCCUUGGUUAAAGUUCUCAUUGGUAAAUCAAUCGCUCUAAAAGAUGAGCUCAAUAAAGAGACAAGUCAAAAUGUUUUAUUAUGUCAAACAUUUAAUUCAAUGUUCGUCAUUAGGUGUUGCUCGAAACACUUGAUACAAACCCUGACCGAGGAAAAUGUCCUGAAAUAUUUUGUUUCUCGAACCAUUGGACCUGGAGGAAAAGAGAUAACUUCAACUGGAACUGAAACCAUGGAAUCACUAAUUAACAAUCUAGUUUCAAUACUUGUUGAUAUUCCAUUAAGCGAUUUCUCAUAUGCUCUUCACUGUGAAACGAUUAAUCUUCUGUUGGUACUUCUAUCAGUUCAAAUGUACUCGGCGAAACCAGCAAACAAAUCGGUCAUCUACAGAUGCAUCAUGAAAAAAUGUGCAAUCCAUUCAUUACUAUUAACCAAGUGUCUUAUCAAUAAUUUUAUUCGUCAAGAUAUUCCACCUCGAUCUGAUGGAGGUUCUCUCAUACUUGACCUGGCCUCAGGCCUUUGGAGUGCAUUAACAUUAGGCUAUGGGAAAAAUGCUACCGAUGAAUCUGUUAAACCAGUUUUAGCUCGAUUAAGUUUAAUCCUAUUAUUAGUACUAACUUAUCAUUGUACAACCGAUUCAAAUCCCUAUCGUGAAGCUUUAUUCAACUGUUGUGAUCUCCAGGUUGAUAGUAUUGGUGUUGCCAGUUUGGUUUCUGGUUUCAAGAUGAACUUUAAUCAAUUAUUUACUACUCUUUGUACAACCCAGAAUGAUGAUCAAUCAACUCUCCUUCUUUACAUGUUACUCCAUAAGAAUCCAUCGUUUCGAGCUUUCUUAAUCAGCCGAACAUCACAAUUAGAUGAUUUAACAAUUCCCGUUUUAAAAAUACUUUACAAUUCCAGUGAGAAAAGUUCACAUCAUAUCUACAUGGCCCUGAUUAUCCUUCUAAUCCUUAGUGAAGAUCAACUAUUUAAUCAAUCUAUUCAUGAUAUUACUCUUAAAAAUAUAACUUGGUAUACAGAACGAACUCUAUCCGAGAUCAGUUUGGGUGGAUUAAUCAUUCUGGUGAUCAUCCGAACAAUUCAAUAUAACAUUUCUAGAACAAGGGAUAAAUUUUUGCACACUAAUUUAUUGGCAACUUUAGCAAACAUGUCUAAUCAUUUUCGACGAUUAAGUCCAUACGUUUGCCAACGAUUGGUAACAUUAUUUGAGAGAAUAUCAAAAAAAUUAACCAAGAUCUUAAACAAUCAAAGUGUUAAUAAUUUAAAUGGGAGCAGCGGGUCAAUUGGAAUGGGACCAGGCGGUGAUUCGGGUGAAAAAUUGUCCGAUAAAGAUACCGAUAUAGCCUCGACUGUUGGACCAUUGGAUUCGAUGCAGGAUACAUCGAUCUACGAAGAGGUGAUUCGAAUGCUAUUGGAAAUAAUUAAUUCCACUCUAUCAUCUCAACUGAUUCACAAUCCAAACUUGGUUUACCAAUUACUUUACAAUCGUCAGGUUUUUGAACCUUUCCAAAGUCACCCCUCAUUCCAGGAUAUUAUCAUGAACAUUGACACAGUAUUGACCUACUUUUCAAAUCGAAUCGCUGCCGCUGAGGAUAAUAACUCUUCGGUUGCCCAAGUGUCCGAGAUAAUUCAAAAUUGUUCCCUCCAAUGGCCAGCAGAUAAAAUGAAGAAAUUUCCUGAAUUAAAAUUUCGCUAUGUGGAAGAUGAUAAACCGGAAGAGUUUUUCAUUCCCUAUGUUUGGUCAAUAGUAUUCAAGUCAUCGGGAAUCUAUUUCAAUACGCUGAAUAUACUUUUAUUUAAUCCACAUCGAAAUGUUAUUUAAUUCUUCAGACUAAAUAAUCUUAAUUUAAAAGCAAUCAAAUUUGAUUAUAAUUGGAAAUCAUUUCAAUUUUGAUUCAAACGAAGGAGCAAAAAAAAGAAACUUUUUUCUCGGUGAGAAAAAUUCGUAUUUAAGAGUCUAUUUGUUUGCUCUCGAAUCGAAAUUAUAAAUGUUAAAAAAGGCGAAAAGUUCCAAAAAUUGUCUUGGAAUUUAUUGGAAAUUCCAUCCAUUGAUCUUCAUGGGGAGAAGAAAAAAAAAUUUAAUAAACCAAAAUCCGUCAAAACGAAAAUGAAUGCGUCAAAAUAAAAUUCGAAUGUAUCAUUGAAA